Messenger RNA from Chenopodium quinoa (quinoa), 660 nucleotides. RefSeq lists its product as uncharacterized. The transcript has a single exon. Lineage: Eukaryota; Viridiplantae; Streptophyta; Magnoliopsida; Caryophyllales; Amaranthaceae. The record is from RefSeq and is a predicted model, not a curated record. Gene Ontology annotation, molecular function: endopeptidase inhibitor activity. The coding region runs from base 60 to 410 and encodes 116 amino acids.
AUCAUCCUUAUACAAGUAAUUAAGUUAAACAUUAUUAUAUUUGUUAAGAGGCUAAAAAAAUGGAAAUGAGCAAGAAUGUAAGAAUGAGUGUUCUCUUGGUGGCUGCCUUAGUACUGGUAGCAACCAUGGCACCUCCGGCCACGGCUAUCCGGGGAAAAGUCCCGUUGUUGCUCGCCCUGCGACAACGAGGAAUCCCGGUGACACAAUCGGAAGAAGCGAAAAAGAUUGAGCAAGAGCUUGCAAAAAUCAUGCUAGAAGCUGUUGCUGAAUCUGAGUACAACAACAACAACAAUAACAACAACGCUCUACGUUGUAUUCCUAAGUAUAACAGGUGUGGGCCUGCUGUGGAUGGGGUUCAGUGUUGCCCUCCUUACACUUGUACCUCACAAUACUAUGGUAGUUGCUCUUAAAUAAUGGAUUAUGAUUAUAAUUAGUCCAUAAAUCUUCAACAUUAUCCUAUAAAUCUAUAUAACACAUGUUAUAUAGUUAUUGGACUGUUACUUACGGUGAUGGUACAACUAAAUAAAUAAGGUUUAUGUGACAUCGUUAUUGUACUUUUACUCUUUUGCCCGCUUAAGGUGGUUGAGCACUUGUAGUCACUAGUCAGCAACCAGCUGACCUUAUAGUAUAUUAUGAAUAUAUAAUCUAUUAUUCUUAUUA